CCUCUUCUUCCGCUUCCGGUCUGUCUUGGUCUUCUCCCAGCCGGCUUCCUUCUGUCUCCAUAACAACGCCCCUUGGAAACAGGACAGGGCCAAAGGAAUUGGUCCUUGCCUUUGAACUCAUUGGGAGUCUCUUGACCUUGGACCCUCUUCUUUCCUUUCUGAGAGGAGGAGGAGGAGGAGGACACUGCCUGCUCAGUCCCAAGGAAACACUCCAAUGUUGGCAAUGUGAUCCUAACUUGAUAGGCUUCAGCUCUUUCAUCUUGUGUUUUGUUUUGGUUUGUCUGUAGGCCCUGCCCAUGUUGUUGGUCCUCCUCUUGGGGAGAAGAUCUGGCAGAAGAGCGAAGGGUUGCUCCAUCCACUUUGGAGGCCCCUGAGAGGCACAGAACAAGGAUGGAAAGGCAAGAAUCAUCAGCCUCCCAGUUACAAACAUUGCCUUCUGCUGUCAAGACAGAGAACCCUUGGAAAAAAGGCCUGGAAAGCAGGAUACCGCUUGGUUCUUCAUCAAAGAGUGGUCCCAACAUGGAGAGACCCAACUCACCUGGACUUGAAGCAGGACUUUCCCAGGAAACCUGGGAAAGAACUACGCAUAAGUUUCUGAGCGUGGACCAUUAUAGUUCAGACCUACAGGGCCAGAGCCUGUUGGGGGAUUUCUUUCCCUUGAAAGAAGAGGGAGGAAAAGUAUCGUGGAUACAGAUUGGUUCUUCACCAAACGGUGAUUGCAACAGGGAGACACCCAACUCACCUGGACCUGAAGCAGGACUUGGGAGCAGUGGGGAAUCUUGGGAAAGAACUAUGCCCAAGUUCCUGAGCAUGGACCAUAAUAGCGCAGACAUACAGUGCCAGCGCUUCAGGCAUUCCUCCUACCGAGAGGGCGAGGGACCCAGAGAGGUUUGCAGCCGCCUCCACUCUCUCGGCCGCCAGUGGCUGAAGCCAGAGCAACACACCAAGGCGGAGAUGCUGGACCUGGUGAUCCUGGAGCAGUUCCUGAGCAUCCUGCCCCCAGAGAUGGGGAGCUGGGUCCGAGAGUGUGGGGCAGAGACCUCUUCCCAGGCGGUGGCCCUGGCGGAAGGCUUCCUCCUCAGUCGGGCCCAAGAGGAGAGGAAGCUGGAGAUGCCCCAGGUGCAGGAAUCUUUUGCUUAUGAGAACAACAAUGUGGAGAAGUCUCUUUCGGACACCAUUUGUGUUGUCGUGGUUGGAGGUGGAGAAUUCAUCCCAGUUGGCAAUGAAACAUGGCCAAAUGGUAGUAGCACAUCUUUUCACGAUUCCUUACUAAGAAGAUACUCCGAGAGACCGGAUCAGGUGACCUUUGAAGAUGUGGAUGUGGAUUUUACAGAGGAGGAGUGGGCCCUCUUGGAUCCUGGCCAAAGAGCCUUGUACCAGCAAGUCAAGGAGGAGAACUUGGAAAUCGUGUCCUUUCUUGAGGCGACACCAUUUAAAUCUUUGGAAUAUGGAAAGAAUUUCAGUUGGAAGGAACAGCUCACCUGUCAUCCAGCAAUUCACAGACCGGAUAAACCAUUUAAAUGUUUGGAGUGUGGAAAGAGCUAUUGUCACAAGAGACAUCUUAUUCGUCAUCGAUCAAUUCACACAGGGCAGAAACCAUUUAUAUGCUUCGAGUGUGGAAAAAUUUUCAGUCAGAAAUCACACCUUGUUGUUCAUCAAGCAACACACACAGGAGAGAGACCAUUUAUAUGCUUCGAGUGUGGAAAGAGCUUCAGUCAGAAGUCAAACCUUGUUGUUCAUCAGGCAACUCACACAGGAGAGAAACCCUUUAAAUGUUCAGAAUGCGGAAAGAGCUUCUGCCAAAAGAUACACCUUGUUCGCCAUCAAUACACUCACACAGGGGAGAAACCAUUUAUGUGUUCCGAGUGUGGAAAGAGCUUUAGUUGGAAGGCAUACCUCAUUCUUCACCAGACAACUCACACAGGAGAGAAACCAUUUAUGUGCUUGGAGUGUGGAAAGCGUUUCAGUCAGAAGUCACACCUUAUUUUCCAUCAGGGAACUCACACAGGAGAGAAACCCUUCAAAUGUUCAGAGUGUGGAAAGACAUUCAGUCGGAAGACAUCCCUUGUUCUUCAUCAGUCGACUCAUGGAGAGAAACCCUUAAUAUGCUCAGAGUGUGGAAAGAACUUCAGUCAAAAGGCAGAACUUGUUCGCCAUCAGGCAACUCACACAAGGGAGAAACCAUUUAUAUGCUCAGCAUGUGGAAAGAGCUUCAGUCAGAAGUCACACCUUGUUUUUCACCAGGGAACUCACACAGGGGAUAAACCAUUUAAAUGUUCUGAGUGUGGAAAGUGCUUCCGACGGAAAUCACACCUUGUUAUUCACCAGGGAACUCACACAGGAGAGAAACCAUUUAAGUGCUCAGAAUGUGGAAAGAGUUUUGGUCAGAAGGCACACCUUGUUCGACAUCAGGCAACUCACACAGGAGAGAAACCAUUUAUAUGCCUGGAGUGUGGAAAGAGUUUCAGUCAGAAGAGAAACCUUAUGAAUCAUCAAAUGUGUCACACGGUGGUGCAAGUAAAACUGGAGGAAGACGAGUUCCCUUUUUUUACAUCAGAGAUUCAGAAAGGUCCCGAAUCUUUGUCACAGAGCCACUGAGUUCAAAAUAUUGACUUUAAAAAAAUUAAUAACCUGAUGUCUCUCUUUGAAAGUAUACAUGUCUGUUUUAAAAAAUAGCAACCUGUAUUUCUGCUUCACAAAAUACAAGGUUUUUACAAAGCCAAAA
Molecule: messenger RNA, 2725 nt
Organism: Anolis sagrei ordinatus
Lineage: Eukaryota; Metazoa; Chordata; Lepidosauria; Squamata; Anolidae
Source: RefSeq, a predicted model, not a curated record